UGAGCUUGAGGAUUCUAAUAACAGUACUCUUUGGUUACACUCUGAUAUCAAUAAACUUCUUGACAUAUUGGCUAUAAACUGGGAGUUAUAUAAAUCUAAUAAAACCAAAUUCUGUGCAACUGCUGCUAUUAGAUUGGGAAAAAAUAAAACUGGAACACAGGAAGUUACUGGUAAAGCAACAUCUAAAUGGCCAUAUUUAGAAAAAAUGGAGCACUUAUUUGGUAGUAGAGAUAACAUCAAUCCUUAUUAUUUAAUUUGGUUUUUAUCUUCAGAUAUUGAUUAUCAUAUUUGUACGUAUAUCUAG
Molecule: messenger RNA, 304 nt
Organism: Dentiscutata erythropus
Lineage: Eukaryota; Fungi; Glomeromycota; Glomeromycetes; Diversisporales; Gigasporaceae
Source: the annotation of a GenBank genome assembly